AUGUUCGAGGCAAAAGGCAUUUCGUUAAAAUUAGACGAUCGCGAUCGUUGGUUAUUCAAGGAUGUACAUAUUUUUUUGGAAAAAGGAGAUACUCUUGUUAUAAGAGGUCCUAGUGGAGCAGGAAAGACUACUUUAUUGAAAUGUUUAGCCCAUCUUCAACCGUAUACAGCUGGACAAACUUACUUGUACGGCAAGACUCCUGCGCAUUAUGGAAUUACUAUUUGGAGAUCAAGAGUGAUGUACGUCCCGCAAAGACCUGCUCUUCAUCCGGGUACGCCUAUGGAUUUGUUCAAUAUGGCAAAAUCAUAUGCCUCGCAAAAAGGAAAAUAUUUCGAUGAUCCAAUCAAAAUUGGUAUGGAUUGGAAUUUGUCGGCUUCUCAUUUUUAUGAAAAUUGGUCUUUCUUGUCGGGUGGUCAAAUGCAACGAUGUCAACUAGCUGUUGCUCUUGCUUUGAAUCCAGAGAUUUUGCUUUUAGAUGAACCUACCUCGGCUUUGGAUCCUGAAACUACGCUGCUAGUCGAAAAAUCGUUACAAGGACGUACAUGCAUCUGGAUCACGCAUAGUCCAGAUCAAGAAAAGAGAGUAGGCACUCAAACGUUAACCCUGUCUAGAUUAGCAUCACCAGCAGAAGAGCACGAUGAGGAGAUUGUUGUACCACUUAACAGUCAGUAG
Messenger RNA from Mycotypha africana, 672 nucleotides. RefSeq names its product P-loop containing nucleoside triphosphate hydrolase protein. Lineage: Eukaryota; Fungi; Mucoromycota; Mucoromycetes; Mucorales; Mycotyphaceae. Gene Ontology annotation, molecular function: ATP hydrolysis activity; ATP binding. The transcript is spliced from 4 exons. Bases 1 to 672 code for a protein of 223 amino acids. The record is from RefSeq and is a predicted model, not a curated record.